UGUAGACAUGGCACGUUCCGCCAUCUUCUCGUGACCGGUGGUAAUCAAGCCUACACAGCGGUACAUUAUUUUCAGACGACAGAUGAAAACACCGGAAAAAAUUAUCGUUGUAUUUCAGUCGUUGUAAUUUUCUUGUUUGGCUUUGACGCCACAUUUUUUGACAAGAUCGACGAAAUAUAGUAUGACAGAUUACGAUAGCAACCCUUUUGCUGAUCCCGAGGCUGCUAAUCCUUUUCAGGAUCCCUCGGUGCAGCAGGCUACCAGCAAUUCCUCCAGAGGAUUGGAGGAAUUCAACCCCUUUGAAGAACGCAAUACACAGACAACCAAUUCCAAGACGACCCCUAUUGUAGACCCUCCCACUCAGCCAGCUGUCAUGAAGCCUACGAUGGACCAAUCACCGCCUGCGUACACUGUGUCUGCUGCGCAACCGACCGCUCCCCCAGGCCAGGAAGACAUCCUGAAGCGACAGGAGGAACUGGAGAGGAAAGCAGCUGAGCUGCAGAGGCGGGAACAGCAAAUGCAUGCCACACAGUACAAUACCCGGGUCAAUAACUGGCCACCGGUGCCCAGUUUCUGCCCUGUAAAGCCGUGCUUUUACCAAGACUUUUCUGUGGAUAUCCCACUGGAGUUCCAGCGCACAGUCAAAAUUGGCUAUUUUAUUUGGAUCAUGUACAUGACGUGUUUAUUCCUCAAUGCUAUUUGUUGCAUGGCCCAAUUGUGUAUGGGGUGGGGCAUAAACCGUGCCAUUUGCUUCGGUUUGUCGAUGGUCUUCUUUCCCGGGUUCUCCGCCUUGGCCUUCCUGUGUUGGUACAGACCUCUGUAUAAAGCAUUCAGGAGUGACAGUUCAUUCAAUUUCUUCCUGUUCUUUUUCAUCUUCGCCGCUCAAUUCCUCUGCACAAUAGUGCAAGCAAUAGGAGUAGACGAGUGGGGAUCCAGCGGAUUUUUAAAUGGCAUAUCGAUGAUAUCGGGGACGAGUGAUCAAACAGCCAACGCCUCAAUGAAGACAGUCGGUGCCAUGAUGAUCAUCAUGGGAUGCCUUUGGGUUUUCUUGGCCGUGGCCAUAGCUUGGUACCUCAAAAAGGUACACAGCUUGUACCGCCAGACGGGCGCCAGCUUUCAGAAGGCCCAGCAGGAAUUCGCUCAGGGGGUGGCAACCAACCCCACUGUUCAGACAGCAGCUAAGGACGCCGGCCGGGCAGCGGCAGCUGGUGCUGCAGACGCGGCAGUCAGCGGCGCCAUGAGCUCGGUGUCGUCGCAGAACAACAGGAUGUAAAACGGCCACACCGGCAGGCUUCCUGGCUACGAUGGAAACCCGGACAAGUCCCUCCGAUUACUGUCAAGGGGGGAAAAGUAAAGUCUGAAUCGAGUUUGCUGCUAGGGCAAGCUUCCAACUUACCACCCGACUCGGUUUUGGAGGAUUGAAAAAUUGUUUUUAAAAUGGAAGAUUAAUCAGCCACAGCACUGAGGAAUUGUCUUUAUUUGGAAGUACCAAUCAGUUGUGAUUAAACAAGACUGAAAACAAGGAUCAAUCAUUUUGGCCCCACAUCACGCACCAACUCAUCCUCCAAAAGCAGGCAUUAUGUAAGAUGUGUUUUGCCUGUCAAGUCAUGAGUAGAGUUUGCAGUAUCAGCAUGUCCAAUCAAUGUAUUCCUUGAAAGUAGCCUGGAGGUUCUGCCAAUGGUCAUUUGUUAGUCUUUGUACAAACAGCCAUAUGGUUGCACUUGUGACAGUCACAUGAUUGUCCGUGUAAUGAUCAUGUGACAAGCUGCAAACUGUAUUAUUAUGUGUCCAGUUUGUGUAAACACCAGCAGAAAGACUGCAGAAUCAAGCACUCUUUCUUUGUAAAUGCAAUGAUUUGUUUCAAAUGAGAUUGCCACAAGAAGUCCUGUUAUCCCCUGCGAAUAAGAAACAGCAGUUUCAACCCUUUCUUUUCUCUCAAAAGAAUGGUAGCAAAGUUUUGUUUAGUAGACGGCCAAAAUGAUGUUUAACAAAUAUAGCUUUUGUUUGGCAACUUGAGUAAAUAGGUUUGAUGGGGUCAUGCGUAAGAGAAUGUAAAAUUGGCAGUACUAAGAUGUCCCACCCUGAUGUGAUUGUAGGUUUCUAGUUGUGGGGGCUGGGGGUGUUUGACAGGAGUCCCGGUGGAACUUGUAUCCAAGGGCGUAGCCACUCUAAAGAUGGAAGCACCUGCACCGUGGAAGGGGCACAUUAAGAUUUCAACUGAUCAUAAGCAUUGACAGUACAAUACAUCACGAGUGUGAUGUGCCUUCAGGCAAUCAUAUAUGGUCCGUGCUUUAAACAAGCAAAACAGCUCACAUAUGAAUCGGUGAAAGCGGACCUCAAAGCUGUGGGCCCCUCUCUCCUUACUCCACCCAUGUAGUCGGGACAGACUGCCAGUUGCAGCAUUUUGAGGAAUCGUUGAGUGUUUGGAAGGAAAGCGGAGAGUAAAGUAUUCACAUGCCUAAUGGUGCAGCAAAGGUUGGAUGGCCAUAACAAGCAACGCGAUACUGUAAUUUCAGUUGUCCACAAUGGUCUUUAGUCCACUCUAUCAAAAUGGACAUAGCAUCACUCAGACCACUCAAACGAUGCCUAUCAAAGACUCACCGUGAGUGUAGCCUAAGACCCCUACAGUCUCAAUUUUAUCUCUCCUCUGCACUUAUGCACAUAAAGAUUCUAUUACCUUUAUUUGUAUUUCUUUCAAUAACCUAACCUACGUCAGUACCAGUUCAAUGCAGCUAACCAGCAUAAAAGCUUCACAGUUGCCCAGAUAAAUAAGUUACCGUGUGAUGCUUGCAAAAUAGGAGUAGACAAGCGUAUUCAUGAAAGGAUAUCAGCGUGUAUAUAGGAAGGGAAAUUGAUACAUUCACGGGGGAUGUGGUAUGGUCAACUAAUGAGUCUUGAAAGUGAAUCGGGCUUCGUCCGAAUGUCAAGGCUGGGGCUGCCAAGUAACACCGGUGCCUUUGGAAGUUUCCUGUUACCCACAGCCGCUGCCGGUUACUUCAUACACGGCCUCUCGCCUUUAAUGGUAUAUAUACAUGAUACUGUGAAAAACUGGUCUUUCUUUGUCUGAUGUAAAUCCCAGGGCCGUGCCGCCCGAGAAAAAAACUCCAAGCAUGAUAGCCCAACCUUGAGAUAGUAACUGUAGGGAGUAUCUAGAAGGGUAUAAAACUAAACACCUUUACAUUUUGUUACAUUCCAUUAUCAGUCUCUGUAUAGUUGUUUAAAGAUUGUUUUAAAACUACGAUUCUUACAAAAUGUAAUCAGCCGUUCAUUUUCUGGCAUUGUUUACUUACAGCACGUACUAGCACACUGGACUGUGACAACACAUUCUGGGACUUGGCCUAUGUGUUUCGGUACCUUUUCCAUGACGACACCUCAUGGAUGAUGGAGUACCUUGUAUUAAGAGUAAAGGAAACAUUUGGGCCAGCAAGUAAAAGCUGAGCAUUCGAUUUAACGCGUCUGCCUUCAAAAUCAAAGACAGCCUGCCUAAAAGUGUUGCCGCUGCAUUUAGAAAGGAAACCGUAUUGCUGUAGAAUUCAAGCUUGAAUUGCCAAGGCAGUCAGCCCAUUAAUUCACGUGUGCCACAGUGUUUCAGAGUGUAACAUGCUAGCAUUUGUGUCGGAGACCAAAAUGGAGAAAGGGAAUCCGAAAACCAGAAACUUCUCGCCUUUCGUCCCCACUGCUUAAUAGCUGGAGACAUUGUCAUUCGGCGUCAUCGUGCUUUUUUAGGCAGAGUUUCGCAUGUACAUAACUUGCAAGUUGCCAUCCGAACACCUGUCUCUGGACUGUGCUCCUGCGUGGCUAAAGGAGAAGUGCAAAAGCCCAUUGUAAGAAACCACGCAUUUCAAAGGUCUGCAAGUAGCUUGCAACAAGAGCAAUAACGAAUCUUCUUUAAUGCCACCUUCUUUUUUUACUAAAAUGUGCACGACAUUAAGAUAAUUUGGGGGAAGUCUUGGGAAAUUGCAAUCAGUUUGUAUAUGUGUAAUUUGAUUGUUCACAGUAAACAUUGGUGUAGAUUUUUACUCAAUCGUAAGAAAUUCAGACGCAUAAGGUCAAACAUUUCACUUCACGUUGUACACGUAAGAUAGCAAACUUCAUUUAAUUCAGUCUCGGUUAUUUUAAAGAAUACUUGUCCAUUAGAGAUUAUGGAAAAAAUGUACUGUAUCACUGAGGAAGUGACAAAAAUGUACGCAGUAGGUAUUCAGAUCGUUGGUACUAGGAAGCAGUGGUCGUCAAGUGUAGGCGUACAUGUAAAUCCUUUCGUCAUCUUGGUGGUAUCAUUUUUCGAUUCUUUUCUAUUCUUGAGGCUCUUUUUUUCGUUCUUAAGGAAGGUGUGAACUGAUUCUGAAAAUGUCACUCGAAUUUCGGGCGCGCAAGUUGCUUUUACGUUGAUUUGUUCCGGGAAUUAUAUUGUAAGUUGUGAUUUAUUUAUCCUUUGUCGGAAUUCCACACGAACGAUUUUUGCGUUUGUGCACCUGAUCUAACUAUCUGAAUGUAAUAGAAACACUUGUAUCAAUCUGCUGUAAUAUACACGUGGCUGAAAACUGUGAGAUGAAUUUAAAUGUUGUACAUGUAUACAUAACAAUGAUGUACCCUGUCUAUAGCUGACGUCGAUGAUACAUACACAUAUUUACACCCUUAAUGUGGCGUUUGAUUCCACAGUGUAGAGUAUAUUAAAGCAACCCUGGGUUCGGUAAAUAAAGUUCAUUGUUUUGAAUUUAGCGAA
Messenger RNA from Acanthaster planci (crown-of-thorns starfish), 4723 nucleotides. Its product is annotated as secretory carrier-associated membrane protein 1-like. NCBI's taxonomy places the organism in Eukaryota, Metazoa, Echinodermata, Asteroidea, Valvatida, Acanthasteridae. The record is from RefSeq and is a predicted model, not a curated record. Gene Ontology annotation, biological process: protein transport. Gene Ontology annotation, cellular component: trans-Golgi network membrane; recycling endosome membrane.